AUGCAUACAAUUGGUUUGCGCGAGCAUGUGCGACAAAAAGAGCGCGAGGCAGGAUUGCGGUGCGACGCACCUGCCUGUCUACCGUACGAUUCUGACGACGAAAAACAUCGCUCGCCUUUGAUUCAACUUAUGCCUUGUCGACAUGAGAUUCAUCUUGAUUGCUUGUGCAUGGGCAUGCGCAUCGAGAUGGCACAGGCUCAAAUGAACUGUAGCGAGAUACAAGGGGACCAAAGCUCACGACACGCCGGUUCGAAAAAAGAGACAGGUAGGGACUUGGAGAAUCCCGACGAGGAAGAAGAUGCAGCGGAUGAUAACGAAUACGCAUGGGCCACAUCUUCCACAAGCCUGUCUACAGGUAUGCAUUCUGACUCAUCUUCUCUCGACCAGGACACUAUCGGAAAGUGGGUCACAUGCUCCGCAUGUCGAAAAGAUGCAUGGGCCCGCUUACCUCGACGCAGACAGCCACGGCGCAUGCCGCGAUCUGCAUGUACGAAUCUUUCCUCGUAA
Molecule: messenger RNA, 507 nt
Organism: Malassezia globosa CBS 7966
Lineage: Eukaryota; Fungi; Basidiomycota; Malasseziomycetes; Malasseziales; Malasseziaceae
Exons: 1
Coding region: 1-507 (168 amino acids)
Source: RefSeq, a predicted model, not a curated record